Kwoniella botswanensis is the source of this 1263-nucleotide messenger RNA. RefSeq lists its product as uncharacterized. The transcript has 5 exons. Lineage: Eukaryota; Fungi; Basidiomycota; Tremellomycetes; Tremellales; Cryptococcaceae. Bases 1 to 1263 code for a protein of 420 amino acids. The record is from RefSeq and is a predicted model, not a curated record.
AUGUCCUCUUUACCCACUAUCUCACCCUCAGGUAAACAGUCGCUGAAUAAAUUGUUGAAGGAAACGGCCGAUCGAAGACAUGUCCCAGCUGUUUUCUACGGUGCUACCAAUGCGAAGGAGGAGAUCUACUUCAAUCAAUAUGGCGAGAAGACAUUUGGAGAUGAGUCAUCUGGUCAGAUAGACCCAGAAACCACUACGGAAUGCUUCUCUCAAACAAAGCUUAUCACGUGUAUCGCAGCUCUUCAGCUCGUCGAUCAGAAGGUCGUAUCGCUAGACAGUGCGGAGGAUGUAGAAAAGUAUCUCCCUGAAAUCACGGAAUUGCAACUCUUGAAAGGAUAUGAUGAGAACGAUAAACCAAUUCUCGCUUCACCGAAGAACAAAGUCACUUUGAGGAUGUUGAUGUCUCAUUCUGCCGGUUUCACAUACAUGUUCGGCCCAAAUGUUUUGUCCAAAUGGCACGAGCAAAAUCCCCUUCCUCCUCUGUUCGAUCCCAAGGCGACAGUCAAGUCGCUCUGUACGCCAUUUAUCUACGAGCCUGGCACUUCUUGGACAUACAGUCCCUCUAUUGACUGGGUCGGAAAGUUGGUAGAGAGAGUGACAGGACUAGACCUAGAAGAGUAUUUCCAGAAACACCUGUUCGAACCUUGUGGAAUUACCACUUUGACUUUCUACCCUACUGAGGGAAUCAAGAAACACAAAAUGUGGAUCUGUUAUAGAGACGCAGAAGGAAGGGUACAGAAGAUACCCGGGAACUUCGGUAUGAAUCGACCAUCCGAGGCGAAGGAUGUUCCAAAAGAGUUGCUAUCAGGAGGUGGAGGCUUAUACGGUACACAGAGAGAUUAUCUUACCUUCCUUCGACAUUUACUUCAAUGUGAUCCUAGCAGUCCACACCACUCGACCAAGCCACUCAUAUCGCCUGAAUCGUGGAAAGAGCUUUUUACCCCCUCCAUACCCAAGGGAGAAGGGUACGAUGGCGUGGAUAAGAUAGUGGAGAUGGUUACUAAACCUCAAUACAUCCAUCCUGCCCCUACUACGGAUAAUGUCAAUCACUCGGUCGGUUUCUUGUUAACUUCAGAUGAUUUCACGGAAGGUAGGAAAGCCGGAAGUGGAUGUUGGUCUGGAGCGGCAAAGACCCAAUUUUGGAUUGAUCCGAAAACUGGAAUUGCCGCCAUCUGCGCGACUCAACUCCUUUCACCUUCACCUGAUCCUUGGUACGCCUCGUACGUCCAGUAUGAGAGGGCUUUGUACGCUGCUCUGCAGUAG